AUGGCCAUCAUUUUGAGGUUUGUUGAUAAAGAAGGUUUCAUUAAAGAGCAUUUCUUUCAUGUUGUGCAUGUUAGAGAUACUACUGCAUUGACUUUAAAGAAUGAGAUAUGUGUUGUCCUUUCUCGUUACAACCUCCACAUUGAAAAUAUUCGAGGUCAAGGAUAUGAUGGGGCUAGUAACAUGCGUGGUGAAUGGAAUGGAUUACAAGCUCUUUUUCUUAAAGAUUGCCCAUAUGCUUAUUAUAUACAUUGUAUGGCUCAUAAGUUGCAAUUAGCUCUAGUUACAGAAUUUAGAGAAGUAAAAGAUGUUCAUCAAUUCUUUGAUCAUUUGGUUAAUAUUAUCAAUAUUGUUGUUGGUUCUAGUAAGCGUAAUGAUGAAUUGCAACAUGCUCAAGCAGAACAAGUUGAGAAUAUGAUUGCUUCUAAUGAAAUUGAGACUGGAAGAGGUGCAAACCAGAUUGGUACUUUGCAACGAGCUGGAGAUACUAGGUGGGGAUCUCAUUUUCAAUCUAUUUGUAGUUUGAUUAAAAUGUUUGAUGCUACUUGCAAAGUUAUCAACACUAUUUCUGAGGAAAGGGCUAAUUAUAAACAACGCGGUGAUGCCGAGGGAGCUUAUCAGGUAUUAACAUCAUUUGAAUUUAUUUUAAUCUUGCAUUUGAUGAAAGAGAUAAUGGGAAUUACUAAUGUUCUUUGUCAAGCUUUGCAACAACAUUCUCAAGACCUUUUAAAUGCCAUGCAUUUAGUUUCAAUUACAAAAUCACUUAUUCAAAAGUUGAGAGAUGAUGGAUGGGAGCCUUUACUUGCUAGUGUUAUAUCAUUUUGUGAGCAACAUGAAAUUGAUAUUCCUGAUAUGAAUGCUUGUUACACUAAAGGUUGA
Molecule: messenger RNA, 876 nt
Organism: Quercus robur (English oak)
Lineage: Eukaryota; Viridiplantae; Streptophyta; Magnoliopsida; Fagales; Fagaceae
Exons: 1
Coding region: 1-876 (291 amino acids)
Source: RefSeq, a predicted model, not a curated record